AUGGGCAGCAGCUCGCUGUCCGAGGACUAUCGCCUGUGUCUGGAGCGUGAACUGCGGCGCGGCCGCGCGGGCGUGUGCGGGGACCCGUCGCUGCGCGCCGUGCUCUGGCAGAUCCUGGUGGAAGACUUCGACUUGCACGGGGCGCUGCAGGAUGACGCGCUGGCUCUGCUCACCGAUGGCCUGUGGGGCCGCGCCGACCUGGCCCCCGCCCUGCGCGGCCUUGCCCGCGCCUUCGAGCUGCUGGAGCUGGCCGCCGUGCACCUGUAUCUGCUGCCCUGGAGAAAGGAGUUUACCACCAUCAAGACCUUUUCCGGGGGCUACGUGCACGUGCUGAGGGGCGCGCUCUCGGAGGACCUCCUCAUCCAGAGCUUCCGGAAGAUGGGCUACGUGCGCAGGGACGCCCACCGCCUCAUGGUGGCCGCCCCGCCCCCCGCCCGCCAGCUGGUGCAAGUGGCCCUGGGCUGCUUCGCCCUGCGCCUGGAGUGCGAGAUCCUGGGCGAGGUGCUGGCGCAGCUGGGCACCAGCGUGCUUCCGGCCGAGGUGCUGCUGCAGGCACGGCGGGCCAGCGCCGACGUGGCCUCCUGCGUGGCCUGGCUGCAGCAGCGCCUGGCGCGGGAGGAAGAGCCGCCGCCCUUGCCCCCUCGGGGCUCCCCGGCCGUGUGCCGGGCCCGGCUGGACCUGUACCGGGACCUGCAGGAGGACGAGGGCUCGGACGAGGCCAGCCUGUACGGCGGGCCCUCGCCAGGCCCGGACUCGCCCGCCGCCUCGGAGCUGGCCUGCCGGCCUCUGUUCUGGGAGCAGAGCGCCCAACUGUGGGGGUCGGGCGGGGCCUGGGGGCCGGUGGAGGCCAGCAGCCCGCCGUACGAGGCCUCGGAGGAGGAGCUGGAAUCCGAGCCCGAGGCCUUCUCCUUCCUCUCCCUGCGCCGGGAGCUGCUGAGUCAGCCGGGAGACCUGGCUGCUCCCCAAGCUCCCGGCAGCCCCGAGCGGGCCAGCCCCCCGCGUGUGCAUGGGCCGGUCCCCGAGCCCCUGGGCUACCAGGCCCACAGCUGCCUGGCCCCUGGUGCCCUGCCCACCCUCUGCUGUGACACCUGUCGCCAGCUGCACGCUGCCCACUGCCCCGCCCUGCCCGCCUGCCGCCCAGGCCACGUGCUGCACGUCCUGCGGGGGAACAGCCAGCGGCGCCUGUGGCUGCAGAGGGCACAGGUGGAUGCCCUGCUCUACGAAGGCCCUGGGGCCCAGCCGUAG
Molecule: messenger RNA, 1245 nt
Organism: Sus scrofa (pig)
Lineage: Eukaryota; Metazoa; Chordata; Mammalia; Artiodactyla; Suidae
Gene: SPATA2L
Product: spermatogenesis associated 2 like
Cellular component (GO): cytoplasm
Source: RefSeq, marked provisional